This is a messenger RNA of Tachysurus vachellii, 2695 nucleotides long. RefSeq names its product alpha-1,6-mannosylglycoprotein 6-beta-N-acetylglucosaminyltransferase B-like. Gene Ontology annotation, molecular function: alpha-1,6-mannosylglycoprotein 6-beta-N-acetylglucosaminyltransferase activity. Lineage: Eukaryota; Metazoa; Chordata; Actinopteri; Siluriformes; Bagridae. Gene Ontology annotation, biological process: protein N-linked glycosylation. The transcript has 17 exons. Gene Ontology annotation, cellular component: Golgi apparatus. Bases 320 to 2695 code for a protein of 791 amino acids. The record is from RefSeq and is a predicted model, not a curated record.
UCGUGGCUCCUUUGCUGUUGGUUGUAAGAUGGAACUUUGCGUUUUUCCUCUACGAGAUUUUCACUCGAAUGUCUUCUCUAAACAGUUAACAUCGCAGCCGAAAGACUCUGUAAAUACUUUCUGCCUGUCACUCUUCGGACUAAACAGCAUUGCUCUUUUUUUAUUCAGCUCCCACUGUUCACGCGUUCCAGAAGUCUCCGGUACCCAACCGAGAAAUAACACACAUUACAGCGACACUUGACUCGGGAGAAAAACUAUGUUUGACGCAGAAAUACGCAGCUGAUGGACCGCAUGAAUUAUUAUUAUUAUCCUCUCCAAAAUGAUGGCUUUUAACAGCGACGGCAUGACUGUGGUUAGAAGAUGCCUUCUGACGUUCAAGCCCUUCAGGAUUUUCGUGGUAGGGCUUGGCUUCUUCAGCCUCUGCUUCCUAAUGACCUCUCUGGGGGGCCAGUUCUCGGCCAAACGGCUCGGAGACUCUCCCUUUACCAUUCGCACCGAAGUACUAGGAGGGCCAGAGUCUCGUGGAGUCCUGAGGAAAAUCAGUGACAUGUUGGAGAUUAUUUUGAAGAGAAUUGACACCCUAGCAAAACUCAGCAACAGCAGCAAAAGCCACAGCCUGGAGGAGCUCAGCUCUACUCUUGAGAGGUUUCAGCCUAUGGGAUUAGUGGAACGGAUUCAAGCAAUUGCUCAGAAUGUGUCAGAAAUGGCUGUGCGUGUGGAGCAGAUCCUGCAGAAGAGUAAAUAUCCUGCCACAGGGAGAGAUGGAAUGGCAGGGCAGUGUGAAAUCCCAAAAGAUCCUGGCUACCCGGACUGUGCAAGUAAAAUCGAUUGGAUGAGGGCCAGAUGGACAUCAGACCCUUGCUACGCAUUCUAUGGAGUUGAUGGCUCUGACUGCUCCUUUCUCAUCUACCUGAGUGAGGUGGAGUGGUUCUGCCCCCUGCUUGCCUGGAGGAAUCAGAGCAUUCAGCCCACCAGCAGCACCACACCAAAGACACAAGCAAUAUUUCGUGCUGAUAUGGGCCCUCUGCUGGAGCAGGUGGGUUCAGGGAAAGAGUCUCUGAGCUUCAUGAGGAGGCGGAUACGCAGGUUGGCUGUGCAGUGGGCUGUAGCUGCUCGCAGGCUGGAUGAGCGUCUGCGCAGCCAACAGAGGCAACAAAAGAGGGUGCUGGUACAUGUGGGUUUUCUGACAGAGGAGUCUGGUGAUGUGUUCAGCCCUAAGGUGUUAAAAGGAGGACCACUGGGUGAGAUGGUGCAAUGGGCCGAUAUCCUCAGCGCACUUCAUGUGCUGGGACAUGACCUCAAGAUCUCACUGUCAGUCAAAGAGCUGCAUGGGUUUCUUGGUGUUCCUCCAGGAAGAGGAAGUUGCCCAUUGCGAGGACGUUUCCCUUUUGACCUCAUCUACACUGACUACCAUGGACUGCAGCAGAUGAAGCAACACAUGGGUCUCUCUCUCAAAAAGCACAAAUGUCAUAUCCGGGUGAUUGACACAUUUGGCACUGAGCCAGCGUAUAACCAUGAGGAAUAUGCCACCCUGCAUGGCUACAGGACCAACUGGGGCUACUGGAACCUCAACUGCAGACAAUACAUGACCAUGUUCCCACAUACUCCUGACAACUCCUUCAUGGGCUUUGUUGCUGAAGAACUAAACCAAACAGAGCGGCUGAACAUUCAGAGAGAGAAAGUCAACAAUAUGGCAGUGAUCUAUGGCAAAGAGGCCAGCAUGUGGAAGGGAAAAGACAAGUUUCUCACCAUUCUCCACCGCUACAUGGACAUUCAUGGGACAGUUUAUUAUGAAUCCCAGCGGCCUCCAGAAAUCCCUGCCUUUGUCCGAAAUCAUGGCUUGUUGCCUCAACAAGAGCUUCAGCAGCUUCUUAGGAAGGCCAAGCUUUUUGUAGGGUUUGGCUUUCCUUAUGAAGGUCCUGCCCCUUUGGAGGCCAUAGCCAAUGGCUGCAUUUUCCUUCAGCCCAAAUUUAAUCCGUCUCGUAGCUCUCUCAAUAACGAGUUCUUCAGAGGAAAGCCCAUGUCCAGAGAGGUGUCCUCUCAACACCCCUACUCUGAGCAGUACAUUGGCAGACCGCACGUCAUCACCGUGGACUAUAACAACUCGGAGGAAAUAGAGUCGGCCAUUAAGGCAAUCUUGAAAGCUAAGGUAGAGCCCUUCUUGCCUUAUGAAUACACCUCUGAAGGAAUGCUAGAGAGACUGAAUGCAUACAUCCAACAUCAGGACUUUUGUCGCAUCACUAUCCCCUUUCCAUCAGCCAAUGAGUCCAAACUGUGGCCAGGGAAUCCACCGAACCCUUUUGUCCUCAUGCCCAACUCCACAAGUGUUGUAUGGGCCUCAAACAUCAGUGCUCCAGCAUCUUGGCCACCUCUCAGUGCCCUGAGGUUGCUUCUUAGUCCUGAGGCCUCUUCGUGUGUGAAGACAUGCCAGGAUGCUGGCCUCAUCUGUGAGCCUGCCUUCUUUCCUUUCAUUAACAACAUGGAGGCAUUCAAUGGGAUUGAUGUUCAGUGUGAGGCUUUGGAAAUGGAGAUGAACCACUUAUUUCCAGCUGUGGCUAUCAAGGGGAGAGAGUGUUUCCUGCAAAAGGAAGUCCUUCUGUUCAGCUGUGCUGGGAUCAGUACCAAACACAGACGCCUUUGUCCCUGCAGAGACUUUCUCCAGGGUCAGGUGGCUCUGUGCAAGGAUUGUCUCUGA